AUGGAUCUACCAUGGAUGUUAAUUGGUGAUUUUAAUACUGUAUUAAGUGUUGAUGAAAAAAUGGGUGGCGGAUCUCUUUUAAGAGUAGCAAUGCAAGACUUUCAUGAAAUGAUGAGUUUCUGCAGUUUAGCCCAAGCUCCAAGUUCAGGUUUGCAGGAUACUUGGUGCAAUAACAGAGCAGGUGUUAAAAGAAUUAUAUGCACUUUGGAUAGAGCUCUAUGUAAUGUAAAAUGGUUUGAGAAAUAUCCUACAUGGAGUUAUAAGGUGGGGGUAAGAAGUAUUUUUGAUCACAGUCCAUUAAUGGGUUCUUGUGUAAUGACUCCCAAACCAAAAAAUGCUCCCUUCAGAGUCUUAAAGUUUUGGCUUGAACAUGAAGACUUCAAGAGAGUGAUCAAAGAAGUUUGGACUGAAGAGGUGCAAAAUCCUGUUUUUGUGUUUAUGAAAAAAAUGAAGACCAUGAAGAUAAGAAUAAAAGAAAGGAAUUGGAGCACUUUUGGUGAUAUUAGAAUCAAAUUGGUAGAAGCUGAAAAAGAAGUUUUGAAGGCAACUAUAAAUUCGGAUAAACACCCAAGUAAUAUUUCACUUUUGAACAAUUUGGAGGUAUCAAGAGGAAACCCGGAGAUAGUAACACAACAACAUCAUUCAACUUUACAGCAAAAAGCAAGGGUACAAUGGUUAAAGGAUGGUGCAACAAAUACCAGGUUUUUUCAUACUAUAAUAAAGCUAAGACAAACUGUAAAUGCUAUAACUGAACUUGAAGAUGAUGCUGGUACUAUAAUUAGUGAUCAGGCAAUGAUUGCUAACUCUUUGGAGAAUCAUUUUAAAGAUAAAUUUAAAUUCAAAUAUGUCAACUUUAUGGAAGGAAUUUUUGAUGCUAUACCAGAAGUGGUGAAUUCAGAUGACACAAUAUGUUAG
Messenger RNA from Papaver somniferum (opium poppy), 915 nucleotides. RefSeq lists its product as uncharacterized. The record is from RefSeq and is a predicted model, not a curated record. Bases 1 to 915 code for a protein of 304 amino acids. The transcript has a single exon. Lineage: Eukaryota; Viridiplantae; Streptophyta; Magnoliopsida; Ranunculales; Papaveraceae.